Molecule: messenger RNA, 1466 nt
Organism: Humulus lupulus (European hop)
Lineage: Eukaryota; Viridiplantae; Streptophyta; Magnoliopsida; Rosales; Cannabaceae
Product: cyclin-dependent kinase inhibitor 5
Exons: 3
Coding region: 162-959 (265 amino acids)
Biological process (GO): negative regulation of cyclin-dependent protein serine/threonine kinase activity
Cellular component (GO): nucleus
Molecular function (GO): cyclin-dependent protein serine/threonine kinase inhibitor activity
Source: RefSeq, a predicted model, not a curated record
CUACUCGCGAGUACAAAUACCACACCUUCCUCCUCUCUACAUUUUCCUUUCUCCAUUUUCUCUUUCUCUCUCUACAAACGAACCCCGUCCCCCCUAACCAUCCACAGUUCUCUCUCUCUCCUCCUUCUUUCUCUCUCUUCAAUGAGAGAUUAGCGGUGCAGAUGGGCAAGUACAUGAGGAAGGCCAAGGCAGCAGGCGAAGUGGCAGUAAUGGAGGUUUCACAGGCUUCCCUCGGGGUUCGGACCCGAGCCAAGACUUUGGCCUUGCGGAGACUUCAGAAGUCGCCGCCGGCCAGGUCGCCGUCCUCGGCUCCGACGGCUACGAGUUCCGGCUCUUACAUCCAGCUCAGGAGUCGGCGGUUGGUGAAGCCGCCAAUUGUGACGCCGAGCCAAGACGGAGGCAAGAGGCAAAAACAGCAGGUGACGAAAUUGGGUUGCGUGCAAAACCCUAGGGCGAGCUCCAGCCUCAGGGUGGGUCCCGUGCCUUCUUCUGGGUCUGUUUCCAUCUCGCUCGAGCGCGUCCUGAACGAUGUCGAGAGCGGUGGCCAGAAGAAGGCUGGUGAUGAGGAGGCCAAGGAAAUUGUGGGUCACGGCGAACAUGUUCAACAAGGAAUCAGCAAUGGUGAUUUGGGUAUUGAAGAAGCUUCAUUUGGAGAGAAUGUGUUGGAAUUUGAGGGUAGAGAGAGGAGCACAAGAGAGUCUACUCCUUCCAGUCUGAUAAGGGAUCCAGAUACAAUCAGAACACCUGGUUCUACUACCAGGCCUACUAACUCAGCCGAUACUAACCGGAGAAUACAGAACUCAUCUCAGAGACAUAUACCGACCGCAAAUGAAAUGGAUGAGUUUUUUGCUGGUGCCGAAGUGGAGCAGCAAAAACAAUUCAUUGACAAGUACAAUUUCGAUCCUGUGAACGACAAACCACUCCCCGGGCGUUACUGUUGGGAGAAGGUGGAUUCCUAGACGACCGUCUGGGCUUUCCUUUCCUGCAUAUUCUUGGUUGAACUUGGUCUUAGAAGAUUUUAGACUAGCAGGAAUUAGCUUUUUUCUUUUUUUUUUUUUUAGUUGUAAAGGUGGAUGGUAUUAUUUCCAUUUUCCAUCAACCUUUCUUUUACUUGUAAAGAAGUAGGGAGUAUCAAAGAUGUGUAGACUAGACUAAUGGUCUGUAACAUAACAGAGGUUAUGAAGUACACAACAAAUUACAAAUCACAACUCCUUUGUCUAACAGAUCAUCAUCUUAAGAGGGGAAAAGAAGAAGGAAGGAGAAAAGGGUAUGAAGUAUUAGUGUUAGGUUUAGGGUUCAGUCAGGUAGGUCACUAAUGUAUCUGGUACAGCAAAAAAAAAAAUAUUUACUAGAUUUUGGGUCUCUUUGUACUGUAUUUUCCUCCUCUUCUUUGUCCAUACUUGUACUGAUGGAACUUUAGAAAAAAACUCUUAUGGAAUAAACAUGCCCCAUUUCCCCUCUCAUAA